Molecule: messenger RNA, 1087 nt
Organism: Megalobrama amblycephala (Wuchang bream)
Lineage: Eukaryota; Metazoa; Chordata; Actinopteri; Cypriniformes; Xenocyprididae
Product: L-rhamnose-binding lectin CSL3-like
Exons: 6
Coding region: 7-411 (134 amino acids)
Molecular function (GO): carbohydrate binding
Source: RefSeq, a predicted model, not a curated record
AAAACCAUGCUCCCAUGUUCCUCCUCAACAGAUUUCCUGAGUUUCCCUUUGGUUCACACCUUCAACAUGCUGACGCUAAAGCUAAGCGGGAUCCUUUUGCUGCUGAUCCUGUGCCAACAUGGUAUAGAUGCAUACGUGAUCUGUGAAGGAAGAUCUGGGAUCCUCAGCUGUAGUCGGGGAACAAUAAGGAUUAUUAGAGCCACCUACGGACGGACCGAUCACACAACAUGUGCUCAUGGGCUUCCAGCUUCUCAGAUCUCAAAUACGAAAUGCAGAACACCAGUCACCAUUAUAGUUUCCUCUCGGUGCAAUAGAAAAACGAGUUGUGCUGUUUCUGCAUCAAACUCACUUUUCUCUAAUCCUUGUCCUGGAACUUAUAAAUACCUGGACGUGACUCAUAAAUGUGUCUAAGUGCGUUGUGAAGACUUCUUGUCAACUAAGUGCUUCAAACUCUGAUCCAUGUCAGCUGUCAAUAUCUGGAAGUGACUUACAGCUGUAAAUAAUAUUAUUUCUCCAGCCGUAUUUUAUGUUUUGUGUGUUAUAUAUGAAAAUGAUCGCUAUUAUAGAUGUUAGAUGCUGCUUUAUAAUAUUGUUUUUGGUCUAUCCAUUCACUCCUCAGCGAAACAAUACAUUGAAAUAUGGGGUUCAGACUAAAAUACAAAUUUCAUAACAAACCUAAUUUUACAAUAAUGGGAAACAUCCUGAUCCUAAAAUGCUUUAUUUUUGUAAAUGCAUGUCAUGGCUUUCUUUUGAUUUUGAGGUGAUUUUCUCUCAUAAAAAUGUUACACUAUUAUAUCUAUGUAAAUUACUUUUUUUUUUUAAUGACGUUUAUCAUAUUAAUGGAAAAGAAUCAUGUGAUCUGGUGAGAAAACAACUCAAAUUCUAGUAGAAGAAUCUACAAAAUGUAAGAGUUUUUCUUUAAAGCUGUUUUGUAACCAUUUGUAUUGUAAAGAAUCACUAUAAAUAAUGUGUAAAGAAUGUUGUGAAACUUAAAAUAUACAAUAAAACUAUUCUGACUUCAGUUUUAUUGACAGCCACACACACACUGUGUUUUGUUUGGUAAUGUUAAUAAAAAGUCUUCAGUGCA